This is a messenger RNA of Pleurotus ostreatus (oyster mushroom), 489 nucleotides long. RefSeq lists its product as uncharacterized. NCBI's taxonomy places the organism in Eukaryota, Fungi, Basidiomycota, Agaricomycetes, Agaricales, Pleurotaceae. The record is from RefSeq and is a predicted model, not a curated record. The coding region runs from base 1 to 489 and encodes 162 amino acids. The transcript is spliced from 7 exons. Gene Ontology annotation, cellular component: membrane. Gene Ontology annotation, biological process: vesicle-mediated transport.
AUGGCGCCGAACAAGGGAUGGAUGAAUCUGGAGGGGAUCACGAAUACGGUGCCCGAGACGCAGUUCUUUGAAGGAGACUCGGCGUUCAAGUUCUUGGGCUUGUCCCGGACGGCGAGGUUGUACGGAUUCGUGGGGUGUCUUAUCGCAGGUUUCGUAUUGAGCAUACUCGGGAGCGCUCUGCUAUUCUUGGGUCAAUUCACAAUAUUCGCGAUUCUUUAUGUGUUCGGAACGAUUGUAGCCUUGAUUGGUACAGGCUUCCUCAUCGGGUUCUUCAAACAAUUGAAGAUGAUGUUCAAGCCUGUCCGCGUAGUUGCCACAAUAGUCUUCUUCAUCUCGAUUGGUCUUGUUCUUGUUGGUGCAUUUGUUCUUGAAAGCGGGAUUCUAUGUUUAAUCUUCGUCUUCAUCGAGUUCCUUGCGUACACAUGGUAUACACUAUCAUAUAUCCCUUACGCUCGGGCGGCCAUCCUGAAGACUAUAGGUAUGGGUUAG